Molecule: messenger RNA, 2649 nt
Organism: Erythranthe guttata (spotted monkey flower)
Lineage: Eukaryota; Viridiplantae; Streptophyta; Magnoliopsida; Lamiales; Phrymaceae
Product: SMAD/FHA domain-containing protein
Molecular function (GO): protein binding
Source: RefSeq, a predicted model, not a curated record
AUCAAUUCAACUCCGUUUCCGCUAAACAACUCAUCGGAAAAUUACACGAUGACUACCACCAUGGGCCCUCCGCCUCCAAAAACCCCUACCGCCACCGCCACCGCCGCAUCCCUAGACGGCGCAGAUGCCUCAAUAUCCGGAUCACCAAUAGCAAUCCCUAUAGUUCCCCCUCUUUCCAGGGACAGCAGCCCUUCCGAACCCGAACCCGAACCCGAACCCGCAGCCGAAGCCGAGUUAUCAGGAAUUGACCACCAACAACCGGAAUCAAACCCUCUCCGUGAUGAUACUUCAGGCGAACCUAAUCAACUUUCCAAUCCUACUGACAUCUCAAAUGACGUCAUCUCUUCUGACGUCGGAAAGAAAAAGGAGCAGCAGAAUGGUACUGCGGCGGUGCCGUACAAAAUUCCGGAGUGGAGCGCACCUCCUGGCCACGAGUUCGUCCUUGAAGUCCUGAAAGAUGGCGCCAUCAUUAAUCAAUUUGAUGUGAAUAAGAAGGGGGCAUAUAUGUUUGGCCGCGUGGAUCUUUGUGAUUUUGUGCUUGAGCACCCUACCAUUUCUCGUUUUCACGCCGUUCUUCAGUUUAAGAGCAACGGAGGUGCGUAUCUCUAUGAUCUCGGAAGUACACAUGGUACAUUUAUAAACAAGAGCGAGGUAAAAAAGAGGGUUUAUGUGGAUUUGCACGUUGGUGAUGUCAUCCGAUUUGGCCAAUCGUCAAGGCUGUACAUAUUUCAAGGACCAUCCGACUUGAUGCGACCAGAAGCUGAUUUGAAGAAAUUAAGAAAGGCAAAGAUACAACAAAAUAUGCAAGAUAUGGAAGCAUCACUUCUGCGAGCAAAAGUAGAAGCAUCUCGGGCAGAUGGGAUUUCCUGGGGCAUGGGUGAAGAUGCUAUUGAAGAGAAUGAGGAUGAAGUUGAUGAAAUAACUUGGCAAACUUACAAGGGACUACUUACAGAGAAGCAGGAAAAAACUCGAGAAAAAGUCAUUAAGAGACUCGAAAAGAUUGCUCACAUGAAGAAAGAGAUUGAUGCAAUUCGGGCGAAGGAUAUUGCUCAAGGUGGCUUGACACAAGGACAACAAACACAGAUUGCUCGCAAUGAACAAAGGAUAUCUCAGAUACUGGAAGAGCUUGAGAAUUUGGAAGAGACUUUGAACGAAAGCAUUCGGGAAAGUUUAGGUGCACGUACUGGAAAGUUGUCUCAUGGUAAGAAAAAAGGGUCCAUGGAAGACGAAGAAGACGAAUAUUUGAGUGAUGAUGAUGAUUUCUACGAUCGAACACAGAAGUCCUUAAAGAACAAGAGCCGGGGAAACCAAUCAGUAGAAACAGCUGAUUCUCUUCUUGACAAGAAGGAUGCCCUUAGUAAACAGAUAGAAGAUAAGGAAAAGUUACUUCUGGAUGAGGACAAACCAGCAGAGAUAAAGGAAGUUUCUGAAGCUGGAGAUGAACUUGAUGCUUACAUGUCGGCAGUUUCAUCACAGCUAGUUUUGGAUAAAAAGGAAAAGAUUCAGAAGGAGCUAUCCGUUCUCCAAUCGGAGUUGGAUAGGAUUCUUUACUUGCUGAAAUUAGCCGAUCCGACCGGAGAAGCAUCUAGGAAAAGAGAAUCCGCAGAACAAAAACCCAAUACAGUAGUGAAGAAUCAUCCUGCUUCAGAUGCAAUCAAUCCCCCCCUACCAGAAAAGAAUCUACCAAAGAAUGGCCCCUCGUCAGAUAAGAACCCAAAUUUAGGACCAGAAGGCACAGUAGUUAAAUCUGUUAGAAAAGAAACUUUAGUCGAAUCAAAAGCGAUGAAGGAACAAGCAAAGUCCGUAAACGAUGAGAGUACAGCUACUGUAUAUACGGCUGCAAAGCCACAAUGGCUUGGUGCUGUGGAGGACAUAAAAAGGCAAGAAAUUAAGCAAGAAAACAAACAAGAAAUUAAAGAAGAAUUGCAGGAGAAAGAUCAGUUUGUAGACUAUAAAGAUAGGGAAACGAUUCUGACAAAAGCAGAACCGGGAAUAGAAGAUGCUGCCCCUGGUCUAAUUAUAAGGAAACGGAAGCAAGUCGGAAAGUCAAACAUCAGUGAGGUCAAAUAUUCUGAACAGUCUAUUGGACCUGAUAUUAAGGCAGAAGAUGCUGUGGCCUUGUUACUGAAACACUCGAGAGGGUACCUUGCAUUAGAUGAGGAAGAUAGCCCUAUUAAUGAAGAUGGUCUAGUUGAAAAUCAAGGUAGGAAGAAAGGGAAAAAGGCUAAAAAGGUGCUAGGUCCUGAGAAACCGUCGUUUCUCAGUGAGCCGGAUGCUUGGGUGCCCCCUGAAGGUCAAUCUGGAGAUGGACGGACCUCAUUGAAUGAACGUUUUGGUUACUGAAGUGACAUCUACGAUGCUUUACAGGGCUGCACUUGGCUGAGGUUCACUGUCUGUUUUGAUGUUUUUACCAAAACGCCCCUGCGUAUGAACUCUUUAUUUAUGGUAAAGGGCAUUUUGCGGGAUUUGAUGGUAAAUCGAACAAUGUUUACGUUUCCUGUAACUCUACUCCAGGAAUCAUAAUUUAACGAUAGGCUACUGAGGUAAUGUAGUGUUGUACAAAUUUGUGAAGCAUAGUUGAAUGUUUCGAAAGUUUUCAAUCAGGUUAUUGCCCAACAUUAGUAGAUAUUGAGAGGUAAGAGAUCGUAA